AUGGCUGAGGCAAGGAAAAAUUUUAAACCUUCGGAGGAGGCUAAAAAGAGGAAACGCGAAAGGGAUCGUGCUCGAGGAAAAACAAGGGUCGAUCUGGGAAAGGAGUUUGCUCGUUGGCGCAGGUUGAAAGAAGAAGCUGGAUGUAAAUCUGAUUCUGUUUUUUCAACUUCGUUAUUAGACUGUUAUGAGAAGGUCACUCCAACCCCAAUCAAGUCUAGAAAAAGAGCUGGCUUACCACAGCCCUCUGCAUCCAGCAUUUCAGCAGGAUCUUCAUCUGACGGGACUGCUGACUUAGCUGGGACUGAGGUCCCAGAUCUGGACUGGGAUGUAGAUGAAGAGGUUAUGGAGCAGAUUGAUUCAAGUUCAAUUAGUAGAACCUCUUUGGAUUUGAACACAGAAGAAAUAAAUGAAGAAGAGUUCAACAACAUCACAAAUGCAACCAUUGACUGGUUGGACACCACUCCGUCCUCUGAGGGACUUUGUAGUGAUAGUGACAGUGACUGUACGCCUCCACUAUGUGUUCGUAGUGGCGGUGCUCUGACCACUAAAAUUAAUGUCAAUAAAUAUGACGACAUUACUGUAGAGGAAACUGUUCAUGACAUCAGUGUAAUGGAUGAAAACCAAGAGGAGGGUUUGGCAGAUGAUGAGCCUCCAUCUGAAGCUGGACUGGAUACCAUUGGCCAACCAGCUUCUCUAGCCUACCAUUCUUGCCUACAACAGCUUGCGGAGACUCUUCAAUUGCCUUUCUCUACGUGCAAUGUAAAAGACCCAGACACUUCAAAACCCUGUCAGGCACCAAGACCAUUUAAAGUGCUAGUACGGUCCAGAGCCUCUGCUGCAAUCAUUGAAUGGAUGUGUUCUUCUGGUCACAUUGUCUGGCGCUGGAAUUCGCAGCCAUCUUUAAAGUGUGGUAGAGAAACACUUUCCCGACUGAAGCAGAAACCACACUUAGUUGCUCUUGGGAACAGUCGAAUGGAUAGCCCUGGAUUUUGUGCCAAAAGUUGCACCUACACUAUGAUGGAAAACGAAAGUAAAGAGAUAAUCUCCAUGGAAAAAGUUUUGCCAAACCUGAAAGAAGUGUGCACUGAUGCACAUGUUGAGAUUUCAGCACUUUUUGCAAAGGGAAAAUACCAUACAUCUGGGAUUCUGCAUACGCUUGAUAUGUGGCACGGGUCAAAAGAUCUUGGGAAAAAGAUCUACAAAGCAAGUCAAAAGAAGAACUGCAAAAGUCUUUCAACCUGGACAAAAGACAUAUGCAAUCAUUUUUGGUUUUGUGCAAAAACAGCAUCAACCUUUGAUGAUUUUUUUGACAUGUGGAGAGGUGUUCUGCACCAUGUCACUGGAGAACAUGAGUGGUCUCUAGGGGCCUGUUAUCAUGGUCCUCUGCCAGACGACAAGGACAAGCCUUUGAUAGUCAAAGGCUCAGAGGCACAUACGGCCCUCACUGAGAUCGUCUGGAAUGAACGCUGGCUGAAGGAUGUGGUGAAGUUCCUGACUUUUAGAUCCACGUCUGAAUUGGAGUCAUUCCACAACCAUAUCCUCAUGUAUACGGGUAAAGCAUUCGGCUUUUCACACAAAGUGUAUGAAGCGCGAACCUUUCUGGCUGGUUUGGACUACAAUCACCAUGUACACCGACCUGUCCUCAGAAACGCUGAUGGUAAAGUGGAGUAUAAGAGGGUAUUCAACAAGAAGUCACGUCAGUGGAGACUGUACGCUCUUAAAGUGGAGAAGGACUACGCAUACAUCGAAGACCUCCAGAGGGCCAUCCUUCAGUGCUGGAUGUCAAAAACACAUUUCAGGAAAGAAGUACAAAAGUGA
Knipowitschia caucasica is the source of this 1818-nucleotide messenger RNA. Lineage: Eukaryota; Metazoa; Chordata; Actinopteri; Gobiiformes; Gobiidae. The record is from the annotation of a GenBank genome assembly.